Micropterus salmoides (largemouth bass) is the source of this 1043-nucleotide messenger RNA. RefSeq names its product nudix (nucleoside diphosphate linked moiety X)-type motif 2 (gene nudt2). The transcript has 3 exons. Gene Ontology annotation, molecular function: bis(5'-nucleosyl)-tetraphosphatase (asymmetrical) activity. NCBI's taxonomy places the organism in Eukaryota, Metazoa, Chordata, Actinopteri, Centrarchiformes, Centrarchidae. The coding region runs from base 171 to 620 and encodes 149 amino acids. The record is from RefSeq and is a predicted model, not a curated record. Gene Ontology annotation, biological process: AMP biosynthetic process; ATP biosynthetic process.
GCCGGACUCAUUUCCCAGAGCACCGCUGAGCUUCGCUGUGCUCUCAGCCGGAGAGAAACCAGAGAAACCCAUAUUUUGUCGCAGAGAAUAGACCUUAAGUAGCAUCCACAAGAAACAUCCAGAGCCCAGUCACUGUUUGACAUCUGUGCGAGCAGUUUCUGAACAGGAAGAUGGUGCUGCGUGCUUGUGGCUUUAUAGUGUUUCGUCGUCUAGCUAGUCGUGUCCCUCCACCAGACAACAUCGAGUACCUCCUCUUGCAGACCUCUUAUGGGACACACCACUGGACCCCGCCCAAAGGUCAUGUGGACCCAGGCGAGGAUGACCUCACCACAGCUCUGAGAGAGACCAAGGAGGAGGCCGGGCUGGGGGCGGAGCACCUGCGGGUGAUUGACGGAUUUUUGCAGGAGCUGCGUUACGAGGUGCAAGGAAAGCCCAAAGAGGUGCUGUACUGGCUGGCCGAGCUGAGAGACCCAGGGACAGCGGUUACUUUGUCUGGCGAGCACAGGGACUACCGCUGGGCACGGCUGGAGGAAGCCUGCACUCUGGCUCAGUACAAAGACCUGCAGGACACACUGAGAUCAGCACACAGAUACCUGGGGGCUCUGCAGGACAAACAGUGAUGAAUCAGAAUGGAGACUGUGCAGACAGGGAUGAUUAAAGAAAGGAAAUGACUGUCAGCUGGCAUGUGGGACCCUUAGACCAUAGCUUGGAAUAGUGAAUCCAAUGUGGCAGUAUUUCUGCUGUGAUUAUGUGAUUGAUACUUCUGUCUCUGUCAGGUUUAAAUACUGUUGAAGUCUAUUUAAAUUCUUUGUCUCUACUGUACUGUGCAAUGUAAGGCUGAGUAGAUUCCCUUCUGUUAAAACAAAGGCGAGUAGAGAGGAAAUGAAUUCUCUGAAACAAAUUCUUGACAGCCGAUUACUGAUGUGAUCUUAGUCACUGCACUAAAACGAGAUUGUCUGUGCCUUUGAAUCUUUUAAGUCAUAUGUAAUUAGAUUACAUGCAUAAAUGUUUUCAAUGUAAAUAAACUAAAAUGCAAAUCUGAA